AUGGUUUUAUACACUUCCCCAUUUCCCAACAGCUUUCUGUCAGUUCUGCAUUCCUUUUCCUGGGGCCUGAUUUUCCCAUGUUACUGGUUUGCAGAUAGGCUAGUGGCCUCUUUUGUUCCAACCACCUAUGAAAAACGUCAAAGAGCAGAUGAUCCGUGCUAUUUCCAUGCACUCUGCAUCAUUAUUACCACCCCCAUCUACUUGGCACUGUUGGUAGCCUCUCUUCCUUUUGCACUGAUUGGCUUCUUGUUAUGGUCUCCACUGCAGUCAGCUAGAAGGCCCUAUAUCUACUCCAGACUGGAAGACAAGAGCCAGGUCAAUGGAGCCACGCUGCUCACUGAAUGGAAGGCUGCAGGAAAUGGGAAAAGCUUCUGCUUUGGCAGUGCCAAUGUUUGCCUGCUGCCCGAUUCUUUGGCAAGAUUUAAUAACGUUUUCAAUACACAGGCUAGGGCUAAAGAGAUUGGCCGGAGGAUCCGAAAUGGGGCAAGCAGACCACAGAUCAAAAUAUAUAUAGAUUCUCCUACCAACACAUCCAUCAGCGCAGCAAGUUUUAGCAGCCUGGUCUCCCCUCAGGGGGGAGAUAGCACUAAUCGUACUGUCAGUGCUGGCAUGAAAAGGACAACAUCAAUGGAGUACAAAGGAGACAAUUCUGGCUCAAACAACAGCGAGGAUAGUAGAGAUGAUAAGGCUGGAGUCGGAGAGCCAAAUGAAGAAGAUAACUCUUGCAUUGUCCGCAUAAAUGGAGAGGAUAACGGCCACAUGUCAGACGCAGAAGCAGAUCCCGUCAAUGGCCAGGCUAACGCCAGUGGUCCAGCAGAGCAGUCGCUGGAAGGUGAUGCAGAGAACUCAAAAACACCUAACCACAAACAGAAGGAAGGAGAUUCUGGGAGCUUAGACAGCUACACUGCCUCACGAGAGUCCUUAGUUAAGGUUCGCAUUGGAGAUGGUACGGUGGACCAAAGCACUGUCAACAACAAGCUUCUCUACAAAGCUUCAAUCAUGAAGAAGACUUCAGUACGGAAAAAGAAACACACAGAUGAGACCUUUGAUCAUGAGAUCUCUGCUUUCUUCCCUGCCAACUUGGACUUUCUGUGUUUGCAGGAAGUGUUUGACAAAAGGGCUGCAGAGAAAUUGAAAGAGCAGCUUCAUCACUAUUUUGAAUACAUUGUCUACGAUGUUGGGGUCUACAGUUGCCAUGGCUGCUGUAGCUUUAAGUUUGUGAACAGUGGUCUGCUUUUUGCCAGCCGCUAUCCUGUUAUGGAUGCUGCUUAUCACUGUUACCCCAAUGGAAGAGGAACAGACUCCUUGGCUUCCAAGGGAGCCUUGUUUCUCAAGGUGCAAGUGGGAAGUACACCUCAGGACCAAAGAAUUGUGGGAUACAUUUCCUGUACUCACUUGCAAGCUAUUGCAGGAGAUACUACUGUUCGAUGUGAGCAACUGGAUAUGCUUCAAGAUUGGCUGUCUGAAUUCAGAAAAUCUACCUCCUCCUCCAGCACAGCCAAUCCAGAGGAGCUGGUGGCUUUUGAUGUAAUCUGUGGAGAUCUCAACUUCGAUAACUGCUCCUCUGAGGACAAGCUGGAGCAACAGCAUUCUCUGUUUACACACUAUAAAGACCCAUGUCGAAUUGGUCCUGGGGAAGAUAAACCAUGGGCAAUUGGUACCUUGUUGGAUCCUGAAGGACUGUAUGAUGAAGAAGUGUGCACUCCAGAUAAUCUGCAGAAGGUGCUGGAAAGUGAAGAAGGAAGGAAAGGCUACUUAGUCUAUCCCACCAGCAAGAACCGUAGUUCCAGUCAAAAGGGGAGGAAGGCAUCAUUGAAAGGAAAUGGGAGGAGAAUUGACUAUAUGCUUUAUACAGAAGAAGGUCUCUACUUGGAAUGGAAAGUGGAAGUGGAAGAGUUCAGCUUUAUUACUCAGUUAGCAGGCUUGACGGACCACCUACCAGUCGCAAUGCGUCUAAUGGUAUCUACGGGAGAAGAUGACCCUUAA
Rhea pennata is the source of this 1986-nucleotide messenger RNA. It is a transcript of the gene SMPD3, whose product is annotated as sphingomyelin phosphodiesterase 3. Lineage: Eukaryota; Metazoa; Chordata; Aves; Rheiformes; Rheidae. Gene Ontology annotation, biological process: sphingomyelin metabolic process. The transcript is spliced from 7 exons. Bases 1 to 1986 code for a protein of 661 amino acids. The record is from RefSeq and is a predicted model, not a curated record. Gene Ontology annotation, molecular function: sphingomyelin phosphodiesterase activity. Gene Ontology annotation, cellular component: extracellular region; cytoplasm.